GUUUUAACAUUACCACCAGUGCACAGCUAGCGUGGUGUUGAACACAAUUGGUUACCAUGCGGCGUGAUGAUCGAUCCCCAUUCCAUGGGCGGCGGACAGCUUUCCCUAGCUAUAUAGCGCUAAGAGCUUUGCUUUGUACGUCAAGUACUGGCAAAACCCAACCCCGUACUACUUUACGCGGACAUCGUAGAAACAAUGUCGAUGACAGGGCUUAAACCCAUUAUCUUCUAUGAUAUCCCCAACAUCGUGCAGAAUGAACCAUGGUCUGCAAAUACGAUGAACACAAGAUAUUGUCUCACCUUCAAGGGUCUACCCUUCCAGACUGUCUGGCUCGAGUUCCCGGAGAUCAAGCCAUUCUACGAGCAGCAUUCUCUUGUGCCCACCACCUCGUAUAGCAUCAAGGGAACCCUAACACCCGUGUGCACGCUCCCUGUCAUCAUGGAUCCCAAUACGAAUAGGUUUAUUACAGACUCCUUUGCGAUUGCACAGUACCUUGAUGAGCAAUACCCUGACACACCGAAAGUACUGCCACAUGGCACAGCCGCGCUGGUGCACGUCUUUCGAACCGCGUUCUUUAACGCCUUAAAUGGCACCUUCUUGCUGGCCUGCUUUAGAGGUGCUCAGAAGCUCAAACCCGGUAGCAAGGCGUAUUAUAUUCGCAUUCGUGAGGAGCAAUUUGGGAUUCCAUGGGAGCAGUUUGCAACGCCCGAGAAGAGAGAGGAACAGUGGAAUGCACUACGUGCUGGAUGCAAUACCAUGGACGGGUGGUAUGCGACUAGCAGCGGUCAAUUCAUAUUGGGGGAUACACCAUGUUUUGCUGACUUCAUGGUUGCGGGACUAUACAAUUGGAUACGGUAUUGCUAUGAGAAUGAGGAGUGGGAAGAAGUGAAGAGCUGGAAUGGAGGACGAUGGAGGAGACUGGUGGAGGCAACUGACAAGUAUCUUGAUUGCUCGAAGUAGUUCCGUUGAGCGCGAUGCGCUCGGCUUACCUACAU
Molecule: messenger RNA, 995 nt
Organism: Suillus subalutaceus
Lineage: Eukaryota; Fungi; Basidiomycota; Agaricomycetes; Boletales; Suillaceae
Exons: 2
Coding region: 196-960 (254 amino acids)
Source: RefSeq, a predicted model, not a curated record